This is a messenger RNA of Drosophila sechellia, 429 nucleotides long. RefSeq names its product reduction of Rh1 (gene roh). Bases 85 to 333 code for a protein of 82 amino acids. The transcript is spliced from 3 exons. NCBI's taxonomy places the organism in Eukaryota, Metazoa, Arthropoda, Insecta, Diptera, Drosophilidae. The record is from RefSeq and is a predicted model, not a curated record.
UCGCCAGUAGCCAGUGUCAUUUUUGGUGCUUUCCUCGCCGCACGAGUUGGCAUUCCCAUAGCUGUCUUUUAUUUGUGAGCUACCAUGGCCGACAAAGCUGCUGCCGAGAAACCCGCCGGACGCCCCAUGCGCUACCCGUACACCUUUUCCGCGAAGAUAGCCCAAUUCCCCAUCAAGCACUACAUCAAGAACCAGUGGAUCUGGCGCUACUACUUCAUUGCGGCCGUGGCCUGCGUGCCCGUGUUCUAUAAGAUCAGCAAGCUGGCCAACUCGCCCGAGAACAAGAAGGCAUGGGCCGAAUCGCAGGCCAAGGAGCACGCCGAGCACCACUAGGCGGCCAGUAAAUUAGUCUUAAUUGUCGCAUUAACAUUUCAGAGCUGUUUGUGUCGGACCCAACGUGAAAUCGGCGAAUAAAUGAUUUGAAACGAA